This is a messenger RNA of Dermochelys coriacea (leatherback sea turtle), 6291 nucleotides long. RefSeq names its product P2Y receptor family member 8 (gene P2RY8). The coding region runs from base 1127 to 2200 and encodes 357 amino acids. The record is from RefSeq and is a predicted model, not a curated record. Gene Ontology annotation, molecular function: G protein-coupled purinergic nucleotide receptor activity; thrombin-activated receptor activity. NCBI's taxonomy places the organism in Eukaryota, Metazoa, Chordata, Testudines, Dermochelyidae. Gene Ontology annotation, cellular component: membrane. The transcript is spliced from 4 exons. Gene Ontology annotation, biological process: thrombin-activated receptor signaling pathway; phospholipase C-activating G protein-coupled receptor signaling pathway; positive regulation of Rho protein signal transduction.
ACUUUGGAAUUUCUGUCCAAUAUGGAGGCAAAGAGACAACAGAGAAGACAAAAGGUUGCUCUGUAGCCUAUAGAGCUAGCCCAAUUGCUUGCAUAUAUGUCUUUUCUUAUGAGUUGAUCAUUUGCCACAUUAUAGGGUUGCUAUUGGUUUUAUAAUAGGGUUAUCUGUUUGUAUUAGAGUACUUUAACUGUAACGCAAAGAACCUACAGACAACAUCCUGUAUGUUAAGCUAAAGCAAGUUAACAUACAUAUGAUCAAGACCUUUAUCCUAGAUAGGUGGUGACGAGCUAAAACAUACAGUAUAUAUGUGUUUGACCUUUCUCAUAGAUAAGUGGGCAAGUCAAAGCAAGUUGGUGGUUAAGGCCACCCAAGGUCAUAGACUUUUUCAGAGAUAACAGGUACAUCACAAAGAACAUAGACAUAACCAAAAUAGGACAGAAACAACAGAGGUGAGGAUGAGCUAAUGGUCUCUAAUAGUUACAAAUAUGUCUUAAUACACAUGAACAUGCCAGCCCCUAGAGUAAGUGUACCUAACAUUUUUGUGGGUGAGGAAGUUAACUUUGGAUAUGGAAGGAGGACACUUAGGAUCAGGCCCUAUAAUAGGGGCAACCCACCAUGUUGGGGAAAUUCAGCUUGUUUAUUGUUAGUUUGUCAUUGUUAGUUCUUAAUAGUUAGUUUUAAGUAAACUCUACGUUAGUUUCUGUAGUCUUUCUAUAGCUUUUAGCUCUAGCUUCUUCUAUGGUCUUCACCUCUCAUUCAAGACUUGAGGAACCUCGACCAUUGAACUCUCUUGGCAUGCCGGGGCAAGGCUGGUCCUUUGUCUCUUAUCACCAGGUUUUCAAGGAAGGUUAAUAGGCUUAAAGCUGCCUUUUGUUCUAAAUGUGAGUUUCCUAGUCAGACAUCCUGAUGGUCCCUGCAAAUUCUGUGAAGCCUGAUUCUGGGACAAGAACCUUAUUAACUUCUGAUCAGAUUAAUUGCUCAUAUGUGUACAGAAAUUAAAAUCUGUUACAGUGUGGAAGCACCAGCACUGAUCAGAUGAAAAUUCCCUAGGGAACCACCUAUUUUAACUGCUCUCUCAUGAUAUGAUCCAGAAGGCUUUUAAGAAUCAACAGUUUUGUUUUCCAUAAUGCCUACAAAUAUAUCCCAACUGGACAAUGAAACAAUGGCCAUGCUUCAGAACAGAGCUAUUGCAAUCACCCUCCCAGCUGUGUACUCCUUGGUGGCCCUCAUCAGCAUCCCUGGGAAUCUGUUCUCCCUUUGGGUGUUCUGCUGCCAUAUCAAACCCAAGACACCCUCAGUUAUCUUCAUGAUUAACCUUAGCAUCACAGACCUCACACUGGCUUGCUGCUUUCCCUUCCAGAUUAUCUAUCACAUCAAAAACAACAACUGGAUCUUUGGUAAGAGCCUUUGCAGCUUAGUCACAGUGAUGUUCUACUCAAACAUGUAUUCUUCCAUACUCACCAUGACCUGCAUUAGCAUAGAGCGGUUCUUGGGAGUGGUGUAUCCCUUGAAGUUAGUCAAGUGGAGAAGAAAGAGAUAUGCACUUGCUGCCUGCUUGGGCAUGUGGGCCGUUUUGCUAUUGGCCUUAUACCCACUGGCAAGCACAGAUCUGACCUAUGAAGUAAAACCACUAGGGAUCAUAACUUGUUUCGAUGUGCUCAAAUGGGACAUGCUGCCCAAUGUUAUAGCAUGGGCAACCUUUCUUCUGACGCUGUUUGUUCUUUUCUUCCUAAUCCCAUUCAUAGUGAUGGUAGCCUGCUACAUUGGCACUAUUCGGAAGCUCAUUCAGACCUCUAGCAGAUACGGUAGCAGGCAGAAGACUAGGUCUAUUUACCUGGCUGCAAUUGUCCUCUUGGUAUUCAUCACUUGCUUCGCCCCUAAUAACUUUAUUCUACUUGUGCACAUGAUCAGCCGUCUCUUUUUCCACAAGAGUUUAUACCCUGCUUACAAGCUCACCCUAUGCCUCAGUUGCCUGAAUCUCUGUAUAGAUCCAUUCAUUUACUAUUUUGCAUCCAAAGAAUUUUAUCAGAAAUUCAUGCAGGUAAUAGGUAAAAAGGUACAGCUCAUUGACAGUCUGGAGACCAGAAGGGAAAGCUUAUUCUCUGGCAGGACAAUGUCAGCCCGGUCAAUGUCAAGUGGGCCGAUGGAAGGGUUAGAUGGAGUUAUGGUAUGUUUGCAAAGACAAGAAAGUGUUUUUUAACUACAGACUUCAAAUCAGAUGUGGGAAGGUGAUAGCAAGUUCUCAGUGGAGAAAGAAAGGGACUUUUUGUAAACGAUGUUCUGAUAAACAUCAAUGCCCAUAGCAACAAUAGUCUGACCACACUGAACAGCAAGUAACUCACACAUGUCUAAAAUCAAUAACUACUUACUGGGAAGGAAUGGAGGAGGAGUAAGAUGAACCAAAAUUAUCGAAGGAAGAAAGUGAUCCAGUCCAAGUCCAGUGACAAAACUGACAGACAAGAAUGAAGACAGAAUUAAUUCUACUGAACACUUCUGAAUAUGAUUGGAAAGCAAGGACAAACCAAAAGUACUUUCAGAUUCCGAGAUCUCAGUGCUUAACCAAAUACUCAUGGAUCUCACUUAUUAUACGAAAGGAAAAUAAUGUUAAAGUGGGUUUGGGAGCAGGGAGUUGCCUUUGUAAAUCAUAUGUUAAUUGUUUAUAGAGGUAUGAGUUUCUCUUUUGUGUUGUUGCAGAAAAAGAAUUACUAUAUCUUGCCAUUUUAUCAUGAAUACAUUAUGUGUAGCCACUAUGAACUCAUCACAACACUUAUAUAUCACUUGCUUGAUUUAUACACAGCCUAACCUAACCACAUUAACCUUCAAAGAGGUUAGCUUGGUUAAUAGUUAUUUAUUUCAAUUUCGUCUAUCGGAAUAGCUCGUAAAAUGAAGUAAAAAAGAAAGACGAACGUCAGUACCCUAAACCACAUCAAUGCCCCAGCUGCUGAGUGGGUUACAUUAUUGUUAGAGCUAUACAUUUCUAAGGAGGGAGGUGAAAUUCAGGUGGUUUACAUGGCAAUUUUCUCACAAUGACCCACUACACAAUAUUGCUGAGCUGGCAUUCACUUAACUUAGUUUAUUUGUUUGUUUUACAAUGGGCCAAACUCUAUGGUCCUAUAUUGAAUACAGUUCCCAUUGCAAUCAGUGGGACUACUGCUUUAUGUAGUUUAUGGACAGUAUUUUUGCUUUCCUCUAGAAGCUAGUUCAGAUAAUGGUCCAGAGUCUCAUCUGGUGUAAAGGGGAAUAAUCCCAUUUAUCUCAAUUGCAUUACACCAAUAUAAACAAGAUUUGUCUCCUAAAUCUUGGCAUUACCUCAUUUGCUUUUGAUACUUUACAUGUCUGGACUACAGGUUUUACAGACAGACAGAAAGAAAGGCACUGGGCAGUUGAAAUUUACUAACCUUCCUGCAGCUAGCUCAUGUAUUAUUAGUGCAGUGGCAUGUUCAGACCCUCAGUAUCCUGUCCCAAUGUAUUGCAUCAUACCAUGCUUCUUCUCAUAACUCAGCAAUUGAAUGGUUGCUUAAAAAUACAAUAAAACAGCAUCUAUGUUUUUCUUUUUAAUUUCAAAAGACUUUUUUCCUAUUUUUUUAUUUGAAAUUCUGCAUAAUUUCAACACUCAUUAAAAUGAGGAGCUAAUGACACUUGUUAGAGCCAAGCAAGACUUUGGCCCUCACCACUGGGCCAAAAAAACUCAACAAUACUUCUAAUAUCCUAGAGCUUGAUCUAACUCUCAGUGAACUCAGCAGGAAACUUAUCACUGACAUUGAUAUGAGCAUCGGAUCAGGCCUCAAGUAAUUGGCCAGCCUGGAGCAGUGACGGCCAGCUAUGUGAACUGUGUGGUAGUUCCGUAACAUGGACAAAAUAUUUAAAAGGUACUAGAUUAGACCACUAAAAUGUAUCUGCCUUUUCAUCUAAAGUAUGAUUCAAACUCAGCAAUCCAAAUGUUAACAGUUCCAUACAUUAGCUUUCUGCACCAUCUACCUUCUAACCUGUGCUUUGUUAUAGUCACUGGAUAACCAAAAAAUUUGUUUUCGAAUUUAUAAGGAUUUUUCCUACCUAUUAUCCUCUCUGUCAAAUAGUCAAGUACUGAUGGAGAUUACAACCAAGCUGAAAAGCAAUGCAUAUUAGUGAUUUAUAGUAGAACCUCGGAGUUAGGAACACCUUGGGAAUGGAAGUUGCUUGUAACUCUGAAAUGUUUGUAACUGUAAACAAAACAUGGUGGUUCUUUCAAAAGUUUACAACUGAACAUUGACUUAAUACAGCUUUGAAACUUUACUAUGCAGAAGAAAUAUGCUGCUUUUAACCAUCUUAAUUUAAAUGAAACAAGCACAGAAACAGUUUCCUUACCUUGUCAAAUCUUUUUUUUUUUAACUUUCACUUAAUUUUUUUAGUAGUUUAUUUUUAACACAGUACUGUACUCUAUUUGUUUGAGGGUUUUUGUUUGUUUGUUUGUUCGUUUUUGUUUUUUUGUGUCUUUGCUGGUGCCUGAUUGCAUACUUCUGGUUCCAAAGGAGGUCUUUGGUUGACCAGUUCGUAACCCUGGUGUUCGUAACUAGAGAGGUUCUACUAUAGUUCUAAAGUUACCUGAAGUGUUUUAUGUCACUUCUCAGUAAUAUUUUUAAGCAGUCCAUGAAAACUCUGCUUAUCUUUAAAAAAUACACUGCACAUUAACUUUCUUUAAGCACAUGGGAACUUAUCUGGUAUGGAACCCACAGAAAGAAAGAAAGAAAGAAAGAAAGAAAGAAAGAAGAUAAAGUACUAAUUUAUACUAAUAAAGUACACAAUGAAAGCACAAUAUAUUUUAAACAUUAAUACUCAAAAAAAGGAGGACACACAUUAUGUGAAUUUGAGGCAUUUGGAUAUGUACUCUAUUUACUUACAGUGUUUGAGAAGAUUCUCAGAGCAGAUUCUCUUUAACCCAUCCCACAUUCAUCAUCUAGAAAUUCAGUGAGUUUAUUUAUGUCUUGCAAAUGUGCUUAUAAGUUUAGUAGCACAUGGUUUCACUUUGCUAUUUGAGUUAUUCAGCCAUCAGCUUUCAAGAAUUCCAGCAUUCUUGCUACCAAAUUGGUGUUCUAUACUGAUGGCAGCAAUUUUGCUCUGGAUUACAUAUUUAAAUAUCCAGGGGGUUUUAAAUGCAAAUAUUGUCCAACUAAAAAUUGGUAAUUUCUCCUAGUUCUAGUGCAGAUUUUUUGAUGUGCUUUAGUUAGGGCCCAAUCCUGUCAGGGACUGAAUGCUCUCAACUAUCACUCACUUCAAAAGGAGUUUGACAGUGCAGAAACUUUGCAGGAUCAGACCUUCACAGAUUUAUGGUUUCAGAAAUGCUGAAAUGGUCUUUCUGCAAUAAAAAAGGUCAGAACCGAGUGACUGAAAAUGCUCUGUCCCUCAUCCCCACACAGCCCUUCAGACAAUUCCAUCUUUCUUCUGGUGCUACCUGACAAUAAAUCAGAAGGAUGUCUCAGUUAGGUGCCAGGACAGUUGAUUGUUCACCACAUUAUCUAUUAAAUAACCACUAUAGGCUAGAUCUUGGACUCCCUGCCCAGGCAAAACUCCCAUCAAAGUCAGUGUGGCUGUUACCUGACUGAAGAACAUUGUAUCUGGCUCUAUGUACAUAGUCUUUAGGACUUGAUAGUGCAUGUUGUGAAGGUAAUUUGCUAUGAAAUGUAUUUCUGUUUUCAUAAAGAGCAGUCUAGGGAGUUAUUAUUUGAAUCAUUGAAAAUAUUCUCUUGCCACAAAGUUUUACCUUGCCACCCUUCAUGUUCAACAUGAAUACAGGGCCAUUUAGGUUUGUGAGGAGCCAUGGGAUACAUCUACUGUUUUGAGCUAGAGGUGUAAUUUCCAGCUCAGGUAAACAUACACAUGCUAGCUUUAAUUGAGCUAGCACACUAAAAAUAGAAGCACAGCGGUGGGGGCAAGGGCAGCAGGAUAAGUUAGUUAUGCUAAGCACCAUACCACCUGAGACCCUAGAUAUGUGCAUGGAGUGACUAGCCCAUCCCACCUUAGCUACACUGAUAUUUUCAGCUUGCUAGCUCAAUCACAGCUAGUGUGCAUACAUCUACACAAGCUCAACAUGACAUCUGUAGUUUGAAGUGUGGAGGUAGCCCUUGUAUACAGUGCUUUCACUCGGGGGGAGGGGGAGAUGCAGACUUCUAAGGAAGCUGGACCUUUUGUUUAUUAAUUGUUUGGAUAGUUGAUUUAAUUUUGGGAUGAUUGGCUUCUGACUUUUUUGCAUUUGCUGUAUGAUAUUGCUGUGAAGCUGCCUGCUGUAGUUAAUAAAAUAAAGGCACAUUUUAAGAA